Molecule: messenger RNA, 339 nt
Organism: Symbiodinium necroappetens
Lineage: Eukaryota; Dinophyceae; Suessiales; Symbiodiniaceae
Source: the annotation of a GenBank genome assembly
GUGGAGUUGGUCUUCGAUGAGCCGACACAGAUCUCUUCAAUAAAGUUCUGGAACUACUCCAGGACACCAGCGCGUGGUGUGCGUGAUGUCGAAGUCUACGUAGACGACUUGCUGAUUUACCAGGGAAUCCUGAGACAGGCAUCUGGUAGAGACGGAGGUGAGAGUGUCUUGUUCACGGACCAGCCAAUGAUCAUCGAAAGGGAGCGCGCGUCCAUUUACCAGCCAAGUCCCGAUGACCUGGUUACCUUUAUCGAUGAAAGUGGGCAAUGGGAUCGCAUCGGGCAUGCUUCAGGUGCGCCUCUGGAACGACCCAUGACGGCACUUACGGCCAUCACGUAG